Talaromyces atroroseus is the source of this 1536-nucleotide messenger RNA. RefSeq lists its product as hypothetical. The record is from RefSeq and is a predicted model, not a curated record. Gene Ontology annotation, molecular function: transmembrane transporter activity. Lineage: Eukaryota; Fungi; Ascomycota; Eurotiomycetes; Eurotiales; Trichocomaceae. The coding region runs from base 1 to 1536 and encodes 511 amino acids. Gene Ontology annotation, biological process: transmembrane transport; amino acid transport. Gene Ontology annotation, cellular component: membrane. The transcript has 12 exons.
AUGGCUUCAGAUAUCGCAAAGCCACAGCUUGAAGUUGAAAGCAAGACCCCCGUCUCCGGGGGUCCAUCUCUCCCUAGCAUCCGAAAGAGCCACGACAGUGUUGAGAAUGGCGAAAUCUACCAUUCGACUGAUGACCACCGACUGGAACAGAUCGGAUACAAGCAGGAGUUUCAUAGGGAGUUCACGCGAUUGUCGACUCUUUCUUAUGCAGUCUCCAUCAUGGGUGUCCUUGGAAGUGUGCCUGGCACUUGGUCGUCUCCACUUGCUGCUGGUGGACCUGCGACGGCUGUUUGGUGUUGGUUCUCGGGCUCCAUUUUCUCUCUAUGCAUUGCCCUAUCCGUUGCCGAGCUUGUAUCCGCCUAUCCGACGUCCGGUGGUAUGUACUUUGUGACGAAGAACGUUUUCCCCGAGAGAUAUGUGCCGUUGGCCGCUUGGGUGAUUGGAUGGUCUAAUUUUCUUGGCCAAACAGCAGGUGUUGCCAGUGUCGAUUACACAGUUGCUCAGAUGGUAAAGCCAGUUAUACUGGCAGCCGUCUCAAUGGGGUCAGUAGGAGAAGAUGGAAUACCUACAUAUGUGCCGUACCUCGGCGAGUACAACUGUGGCGUGAACCUCAUCGCCUCCGUGGCUAUUUCUAUUGCCAUCCUCGUGCUCACUCCAAACAAGUUGCCUGCCAGCAAAGUGUUUGGGACCAUUACUGAUGGGUCAGGCUGGAACAACAAGGGCCUAUCCUUCCUAAUCGGAUAUCUCUCAGUUGCGUGGACCAUGACAGACUACGAUGCAACAGCCCAUAUGAGCGAAGAGUUGAAAAACGCCGCUAUGAGUGGCCCCGUUGCCAUCUUCCAAGCAGUCUUAUUUACCUGGGUUUUUGGAUUUCUGUUGAACAUCGCUCUUGGAUUCUGCGCUGGCAAUGUUGCAGAUAUUCUUGCGUCACCCAUGGGAAAUCCUGCUGCGCAGGUCUUCUUCAAUGCUGCUGGCCGGAGCGGAGGAUUGGCGAUGUGGAUAUGGCCGAUUAUCGUGCAGUUUUUUACCGGCAUCACUGCUAUGCUGUCAGAUACAAGAACUGCUUAUGCCCUAGCAAGGGACGGCGCUCUGCCAUUGUCGGGUGUCUUCCGCCAGGUAAACGGCACCACGCACACUCCCUUAUACUCCGUCUGGAUCGUCGUAUUCUUCUGCUGCUGCCUCAACCUGAUCGCUCUCGGCUCCACGGAGACAAUUGACGGAAUCUUCGACGUUACCUCUCCAGCAAUGGACUUAUCAUACAUCACCGUCAUUGCCGCACGCCAGUUUUUCAAGCACGAAUCGCCCAUCGCCAAAGGACCAUUUGACCUGGGAAAGUGGCGGAAACCUAUCAACUAUAUCGCCAUUGUCUGGACCAUCUUUGUUAGUAUCUUCCUGUUCUUCCCGCCCUCAUACCCUGUUACGCCCGAGAAUAUGAACUAUGCGAUUGUCAUCGCCGGGUUUAUUGCGCUUUUGUCGUUUACCUGGUGGUAUGCCGAGGCGAGGAAGUCAUACAUAGGGCCGAGAACGCAGUCCUAA